ACCUCCCUCGACACCCUCACAAACUGGGCCCGGCACUCCUCCCUCUGGCCCCUCAGUUUCGGGCUCGCCUGCUGUGCCCUCGAAAUGAUGCACGCGUCGAUGCCGCGCUACGACCAAGACCGCCUAGGAAUCAUCUUCCGGGCCUCGCCCCGCCAAUCCGACGUCAUGAUCGUCGCCGGCACCGUCACCAACAAAAUGGCCCCUGCGUUGCGUCAAUGCUACGACCAAAUGCCCGACCCAAAGUGGGUGAUUAGUAUGGGCAGCUGUGCGAAUGGUGGCGGGUAUUAUCAUUAUAGUUAUAGUGUGGUGAGGGGUGUGGAUCGGGUUGUUCCAGUCGAUGUGUAUGUUCCCGGGUGUCCGCCGACGGCGGAGGCGUUGUUGUAUGGGGUUUUGAGGUUGAAGGGGAAGAUUAGGAGGAUGAGGGUUACGAGGAUGUGGUAUCGA
Aspergillus sclerotioniger CBS 115572 is the source of this 444-nucleotide messenger RNA. RefSeq names its product NuoB/complex I 20 kDa subunit family protein. The record is from RefSeq and is a predicted model, not a curated record. Gene Ontology annotation, biological process: mitochondrial respiratory chain complex I assembly; electron transport coupled proton transport; aerobic respiration. The annotation marks the transcript as partial. The transcript has a single exon. Lineage: Eukaryota; Fungi; Ascomycota; Eurotiomycetes; Eurotiales; Aspergillaceae. Gene Ontology annotation, molecular function: NADH dehydrogenase (ubiquinone) activity; quinone binding; 4 iron, 4 sulfur cluster binding.